Molecule: messenger RNA, 897 nt
Organism: Striga hermonthica
Lineage: Eukaryota; Viridiplantae; Streptophyta; Magnoliopsida; Lamiales; Orobanchaceae
Source: the annotation of a GenBank genome assembly
AUGUUCAUGGAGGUUUACAAUGAUUCUCCCAUGGCGACUGUUCAGUUAAAGAGUGAAAAGAUUCGUUCUGAGAUUCUUGAUUCUGCUCUGUGGGCGGCUCCAAAUUCUUCCUCUUUUCAUGGUACUUCUGUGCCAGCCUCUGCAUCCAUGGUGAACUUUGAAGACGAAAACAACGACGAUUGCUAUCACCCGACGGGGAGGAAAAGGCGGCUCACUACAGAUCAAGUCCAUAUGCUCGAGCAAAGCUUCGAGCUGGAAAAUAAGCUCGAGCCCGAGAGGAAAAUCCAGCUGGCCAAGGAACUUGGUUUGCAGCCAAGACAGGUUGCGAUUUGGUUUCAGAACAGAAGGGCGAGGUGCAAAACCAAGGUUCUCGAGAAAGAAUACGAUAAGCUUAAAGCUAGCUAUGAUGAGCUCAAGGUAGAUUACGACAACCUUUGCAAAGAGAACGACAACUUGAAAAAUGAGGUGGACUCGCUGACUGAGAAAUUGCUCACAAGAGAGAACAAACGGGCCAAGCCCGAACCAACCGGUCACAACAUUAGUCCAACAGAUUCAGCAUCAAAGCAACUGAUUUUCUCUCCAAAUGCUGUCACAAAUUCCGGAUUGGCCGUGGUCUGCAAACAAGAGGAUGCCUCGAGCUCUGGUGUGUUCGACUCGGAAAGCACAAACUGCCAUCAUUCACUGGCGCCAUUAGAGCCUGCUAACUCGUCCAAUUUUUUCGGGCCAGAGGCUUCCGAGUUCUCUCAAGAAGACGAUGACGAGAGCCUGAGCAGGAACUUGUUGGUAACAUCAGUUUUCCCAAAGAUCGAGGAUGAAUUUUACGAUGAUUUGCAGCCGAAUUCGUGCAAUCUGGGGUUUCCUGUUCAGGAUCAGGGGACAUGGUUAUGGCAGUAUUGA